GAACGCUCACGGCUCGCUCACACACUCACCUUCUCUCCGCUCGUGUCUUCCGUCUCGUAUGUCUUUUCUUUUUUAAAUAAAAUAAAUUUGGUGAUAAUAAUUCUCGUCCUGGUUAACUUUUAGGAGAUUGAAGAGUUUCUUCUGUUUCGCUUUGAAAAUCUUCUCGUCUCAUUAAUCCGUUUCAUCUCAGUAGUGUUUUUAAUUUCUUAAUAAAUUCAGUCUAGUAGAAGAAACGUUUCAGUUUGUUUUCGUUUUUUUGUCGUCUUCCUCGUCUUCUUCCUCUUCCUCUUCUUUCAUUAAUUGUUCUUUAAAACGAACGGCAUUUUGAGCGUGAAACAGAGCAUAUAUAAAAUCAUCAUUGAAAGCACAGGAUAUAUAUAUGUGUGUGUAUAUAUGUACCUUUUUGCGUAAAUUUUAGUAAGUUCUCCAACAUGGAAGGUUUUAUUUGAUAUAUGGAAAUUAGUAGGUGUAUUUGGUAUUUCCAGUUUGGGGAAGCUUUAUCGAUUUAUAUUUUGCCUUUUUUUUUUUCCUUUCUUUUAUUUUUGGAAAUAAAUAAAUAAAUAAAAUCAUAUAUAGCAACGCAAUCGACAAUCUUCUCCUUUUUCGUUAUACUUGCUUUUUUGAAAUUUUGAUUUGGGGUUGAAAGAAGAGAAACGAAAAGAAAGAUUUAAGACAAAAAGAAAGAAUAUGUGGUGGUUGGAGUCGUCUUGCACGAGUACACAGUCUAAUCUGGAGAGAUUUCUCUGCUCCAUCACUCCUUCUCCUCCUUCAUUUUCACUUCCUCAGAGCUGCAUUCAUGGUCUAAACAGCCUAUGGCAACCAGGGGAAAAAGAUGUAAUUGAAUAUUUCAUGUUAAGUGAUCUCUGGAAUUGCUAUGAUGAAUGGAGUGCAUAUGGUCUGGGCACCCAAGUUGAGCUGAGCAAUGGCGAGAAUGUUGCACAAUAUUAUGUUCCAUACUUAUCUGCCAUUCAGAUCUACACUUACAAGUCUAGUGUGUCUUCUAGGAAUCUUAGAGAUGAUAAUAAUGUUCCAGAAUUUGAAAGUGAUUCUUGGAGUGAUGAUAGCGGAAGUGAUAAACUAUCCAGAUCUCUGAGCAACAACUCAAGCAAAGCUUGGGAUGUUACUUCUGAAGAUUCAAGUUUUGAUCAGGAGGCCUCAUGGACAUUGAAGGACAGGCUUGGCUACCUUUUCUUCCAAUACUUUGAGAUGUCAUCUCCUUAUUGGAGAGUUCCACUCAGGGCUAAGGUAACUGAAUUGGCUCGGAAUCAUCCAGCACUAAUGACAUUUAGGAGUAUCGAUCUUUCGGCAGCUAGUUGGAUGGCAGUGGCUUGGUAUCCCAUCUAUCAUAUUCCAUCUCAGAAAAAUGAGAAGGACUUGUCAGCAUGCUUCCUUAGUUAUCACACACUAUCAUCUUGUUUCCAAGAUAAUGUAAUUGAGCAGGGCAUCAAUGCUGAAAAAGAUAUGGGUUCUGAAACUUUAGGAAGCAACAUAAAUGGUAAAAGGAAAGAACAGAGUAGCAGUUCUCUUCCUCCAUUUGGACUGGCUACAUACAAGAUGCAAGGGGAUAUCUGGGUAAAGCCAGAGACAUCAGAUCAUGAAAGAUUAAUUUAUCUUCAAAGUGCUGCAGAUUCCUGGUUGAAGCAGCUUGACAUUCACCACCAUGACUAUAACUUCUUCAGUUCCCACUCAACCGUGUAAAUUGGUACAUGUCAGGGCCUCAGCUUCAUUUUCCCCUUUUCUUUCUUUCAAUGUUCUUCUAGCAACUGCCCCUGGAGAUUCCCUUUCUUGUAGUUAUGAUCAACUAGCAAAUCCAUAUCAUGUGCUUGCCAUGGAAGUGACAAUGUGUCCAUCGAAAGCAAAACUUGAUGUAGAGAGUUUUUUUAGGGGGUGUUUGCAUAGAGUUUCUUGGUAUAUAAGCUUUUUUUUAUAUAUAUAUAUAUUUUCCUCGUGUUUUCAAGCAUGUGUAUGCACGUACAGCAGCUUUGUAUGUACCAAUAACCCUUCAAGCUUGUUAACGAAACUGCAAUUGAUCAA
Messenger RNA from Carica papaya (papaya), 2034 nucleotides. RefSeq lists its product as uncharacterized. The record is from RefSeq and is a predicted model, not a curated record. Lineage: Eukaryota; Viridiplantae; Streptophyta; Magnoliopsida; Brassicales; Caricaceae.